CGAGGAUGACAGAUCUGGGCUUGAAGUGGAGCUGCGAGUACUGCACCUACGAGAACUGGCCGUCUGCUAUCAAAUGCACCAUGUGUCGGGCACAAAGGCACAACGCACCCAUCAUCACAGAGGAACCCUUCAAGAGCAGCUCCAGCCUGGACCCGUCGCUCUGCACCACACAGGGGGGCUCCACCCUGCUCAUCUGCCCAGACUCCAGCGCUCGCCCUCGGGUAAGAAUUGCAGAUGAGCUGCCCGAAACCAGCAGCAAGUGGUCCUGCCACAUGUGCACAUACCUAAACUGGCCACGUGCUAUCCGCUGCACACAGUGUCUAAGUCAAAGGCAGCAGGGAUCCCAACAACACAGCCCACUCAGCCCAUCAGAAACCCCUCAAACAUCAGGAUCCAGACCCUCCCCGGUGACCUCUGACCCAUGUGAGGAAUAUAAUGACCGUAACCGGCUUAACAUGCAUGCCUACGAGAACUGGCCAAAGAGUCUCAGGUGUGUGGUGUGCGACCAUCCUAAACCCAGCGGCUCACCUGAGACGCUCCAGCAGGAUUCGGAGGCGGAAAGUGCAACGUCGCCCUCGAUAGUGAACGAGCAGGAGCGAGAGAAUGUAAGGACAGCGGGGGGCGGUGGUGGGGGGAGCAGGGGCAGGCUGAGGAAACUGUCUCCGCCCAUGUGUAAAGGGCAGGCGGAGGUGAAGAUUGAGCUGGCAUCGGGAGCGGUGGGCAGCGAUAAUGAGCAGGAGGCGGACUUUAAAAAGCUUAAACAGAUCCGGAAUAGGAUGAGGAGAAGCGACUGGCUCUUCCUGAACGCCUGUGCUGGUGUAGUCGAGGGGGAUCUGGCCGCCGUGGAGGCGUAUAAAUCAUCCGGCGGUGAUAUUGCACGUCAGCUCACCGCAGACGAGGUGCGGAUUCUAAAUCGUCCGUCUGCGUUUGAUGCUGGUUUCACGCUGGUGCAUCUGGCCAUCCGCUUCCAAAGACAGGACAUGCUGGCGGUGCUGCUCACAGAGGUGUCUCAGCAGACGGCAAAGUGUAUACCGGCUCUGGUGUGUCCUGAGUUAACAGAACAGAUCCGCCGAGAGGUGGCGGCAGCACUACACAGACGUAAAGGCGAAUUCCCCUGUUACUUCUUCACAGACCUCGUCACCUUUACAUUACCAGCAGAUAUUGAAGACCUUCCCCCAAACGUUCAAGAAAAGCUGUUCGAUGAGGUCCUGGAUCGAGAUGUACAAAAAGAGCUGGAAGAGGAGUCUCCCAUUAUUAACUGGUCUCUGGAGCUGGGCACGCGUCUGGACAGCCGGCUAUACGCUCUGUGGAACCGAACCGCCGGAGAUUGCCUUCUGGAUUCUGUGUUACAGGCCACGUGGGGAAUUUACGAUAAAGACUCUGUCCUGAGAAAAAGCCUCAACGAUAGUUUACAUGACUGCUCUCACUGGUUCUACACACGGUGGAAAGAGUGGGAGUCCUGGUAUUCUCAGAGCUUCGGUUUGCACUUCUCUCUGCGGGAGGAGCAGUGGCAGGAGGACUGGGCGUUUAUACUGUCAUUAGCUAGUCAGCCGGGUGCCAGUUUAGAGCAGACGCAUGUGUUUGUUUUGGCACACAUCCUUCGGAGGCCCAUCAUAGUGUAUGGUGUGAAAUAUUAUAAGAGCUUCAGAGGAGAGACGCUGGGAUACACACGCUUUCAGGGUGUUUACCUGCCGCUGUUGUGGGAGCAGAGUUUCUGCUGGAAGAGCCCUAUUGCUCUGGGUUACACACGAGGGCACUUUUCUGCAUUGGUUGCGAUGGAGAACGACGGCUACGAUAAUCGAGGUGCAGGCGCCAACUUGAACACAGACGACGACGUCACGGUCACUUUCCUGCCACUGGUUGACAGCGAGCGAAAGCUGCUGCACAUCCACUUUCUGUCUGCACAAGAGAUGGGGACGGAGGAGCAGCAGGAGCGCAUGUUGAGGCAGUGGAUGGACUGCUGUGUUACGGAGGGCGGAGUUUUGGUGGCCAUGCAGAAAAGCUCCAGAAGGCGGAACCACCCGCUCGUCACUCAAAUGGUGGAGAAAUGGCUGGACGGUUAUCGGCAACUUGCCGCUUGUCCCACUCUUUCAGAUGGAGAGGAGGAAGAAGAGGACGAAGACGAGUAAAAAUAAACAGUCGGUGACACUUGACACUACAAUACAGCCCUCUUGCGUUCGUUCCCCCGAAUACGGAAACACAAACACACACCUUUAGCCCCAACCAAAUGACAAACCUAAGGUUUCCUUUAUUAUUAUUAUUAUUUUUUGUUUGGUUUUUGUCCCUAAUACAGCAAAUAAUUUGGGUUUGUUGCAAAAUAAAGGAAUGCAAUCAUGA
This is a messenger RNA of Danio rerio (zebrafish), 2337 nucleotides long. RefSeq names its product zinc finger, RAN-binding domain containing 1b (gene zranb1b). Gene Ontology annotation, molecular function: cysteine-type deubiquitinase activity. The record is from RefSeq and is marked provisional. Gene Ontology annotation, cellular component: nucleus; cytoplasm. Lineage: Eukaryota; Metazoa; Chordata; Actinopteri; Cypriniformes; Danionidae.